Molecule: messenger RNA, 3081 nt
Organism: Ascoidea rubescens DSM 1968
Lineage: Eukaryota; Fungi; Ascomycota; Saccharomycetes; Ascoideales; Ascoideaceae
Gene: KAP114
Product: karyopherin KAP114
Exons: 2
Coding region: 1-3081 (1026 amino acids)
Biological process (GO): protein import into nucleus
Cellular component (GO): cytosol; nuclear envelope
Molecular function (GO): small GTPase binding
Source: RefSeq, a predicted model, not a curated record
AUGAGGCAGGUUAUAUCAGAUUUGCUCUUCAAGACUCAGGAUCCCAACAACUUGAUUCGUUCUCAAGCUGAACAGCAGUUUUUGCUGUUGUCUCUCCAGAAUCCCUCCUCUGUUGGAUUGGCUUUGGUCCAGAUUGCUGCUGACCAUGCUGAGGUAGUUCCAAACAGACAGUCUGCUCUCUUGAACCUUAAACGACUAGUGCCUCUAUAUUGGUCCUUUGGCUUUACCUCCUUCAAGGGAACUGCCAUCAACCAGGAAACAAAGGCUGUCAUCAGAUCCCAUCUCUUGAGCUUGAUAUGUGACAACGACUCCAAGAUCAGAAACUCCUCCACCUACUGCAUUGUUCAGAUCUCUGUUGUGGACUAUCCCGAGGAAUGGCCAGACCUAAUCUCAGUUCUCUACUCCUUCAUUGAUUUGAACAACUCUGUUUCCUCCAAAAACUCGAUUCUUGGUGGUUUGAUUGUGCUAUCCAGCUUGUUCGACGACUUGAUCACUGACGACCAGUUCUUCGAGGGCUCGAUUGGCCUAAACACCUUGACCUAUUGCAAAAACAUUUUGGCAACUGACACUUCACCCAAAAAUUCUAAUCCUAAUGACAAAAAAAUUGAUGUUAACACUAAAAUCGAAAUUGCAAAAUUACUAGAAACCUGCUUGAGACAAUUUCAAGGUCCAGAAGCAACAAUGACCUCCACCAGAGCUGAUUUUGCAAAGGAAUCUGUUGUUCAAGUGGCUAAUUUGCUCCUAGAAUUGCUAAACGAAUUGUUCAACUACAUCAAUUCAAACAACGUUUUAGACUCAAGUUAUCUCUUAUACAACGAACAACUAUACAAAGUUCUAAUCCUCUUGAUUAACAAUUUCAAUCUAAAACAGUAUUAUAAACAAUUAUUCUACUUGUCUAUAAACCAGCUAUCCUCAUUGACAAAGUUUCAUUACAAUCUUUCAGUUCUAAAGAUUGACGACUCUCAAUCUUCAAACCCUUACUCCAUCUACAAAAUUGUCUCGUUUUCACACAAUAACAUCGGAAAUGAUGAUCCAAUCUUCAUUUUAAAUAAACUAUUAACCCAAAUUUAUCAAUUCUUGUCCUCCGUUAAUAAUUGCUCAUUAUCAAACACUAAACCCUCAAAUAAAUUUGCAAAUAUCGACUUAUUCUCAACCCUAUUCAAUUCAAUUUCAUUGCAAGCCAUCUCUUCAAAUGAUUCAAUUCAAAAUUACAUUUCAGAUUUCAACUCUUUUGUAACCGAAGAAUCUGGAAUGUCUAUUGACUUCACUCUAAGAGAUUCCAUCAACGAAUAUUUAUCAGAACUUAAUCAUCAUGACUCCUCAACCUUUUUAAAUUGGUCUAUUCAAUCUUUUCUCUCUUCAAUCAAUGAAAACGUAUUUGUCAUUUCAAGAACUCUAAUUGUAUUAUCAAAAUUUAUCGAGAUUUUUCAAUACGUUUUAUCUGACGAAAUGAUUUCCAAUGCCUUUACUCACUCAAUUGAAGUUUGUUUCAAUUAUUUGCAAAAUCAAGAUCCUUCAAACAAUGAUUCUGAUUUAGAUGGUAACUUGAAUCUAAUUAGAGCUUCUUUAUGUAUUUCUCUAACCUACUAUUCUCAGUUUUUUCCCUUUGAUAAAUUCAAACUUUCUUCAAAUUAUCAAGAUAUGGUUGCCUCAAUUAUUAGCUCACUUAUUGAUUCUGGAGCAACUGACGAUACACCCACUACCUUAAUGGAAAAUGUCGUUCCCUGUAUUAAAAUUGAUCCCAAAAAUGCGUAUAACACCGAUUCAAUAAUUAAGCUAAUCUUUAAAAUCUCUUCAAGUGACUUUUCUAACAUUUCGAUUAUUAACGAAACGGCUGAUGCUAUAGGUACACUCUUUGAAAAUAUUAAGAUUGAAAAUUUCAUUAAACAAUGUGAAUUUGGAUUACCCUUGUUGAUCAAUAAUUUAAUUGACAAUAUUAAUAGUUUUAACGGAUUGAAAAUUGAAUAUUCGCCUCAAUUGAAUUUUUCUUUAGAAUAUUUAAAUCUUUUUAUCAAAAAUUGUCCAAGCAAGGAAUUACCCGAGGAUAUUUUCAAAUACACUUUUAGUGUUGUAAGUAAACUAUUGCUAAUUGAAAAUAUUGAAGACCAGAUUUUACAAUUAGGUAGCGAAAUUUUAAACUCUAUCUUAAUUUCAUCGGAUUCAAAUUUUUUUAUUAAUUAUAAAAAUGAACAAGGUCUUUCGGGAAUUGAAAUCACUCUUAAACUAGCGGAAAAAUUUCUUUCCCCAACAUUGUCAGAUUCUGCAGCAUUGAAUAUUGGAUCUAUUGUCCUAUCUAUUGUCAGCAAAUUUAGCAGUUAUUUAAACGAUUAUCUUUCAAAUCUCAUUCAAGCAGUUACCAAAAGAUUAACAAUUGCUACUAAUAUUGUGAUUAUGGAAAAUAUGAUCAUGGUAUUUUGCCAUUUGGUUUUGUUAUCAGCCAGUGAUACAAUAAAUUUUUUGGAUUCAAUUAAAUUUGAAGAUAAUAAAAGUGGGUUGGAAAAGGUUAUUCCAAUUUGGUUGGAUACAUUUACAUCGAUUCGAGGAUAUGAAAAAAUCAAGAAAAAUAUAUUAGCAUUGGGUAAAAUAUUUAUGCUAAGCGAUCCAAGGAUAGAGAAUAUAAUCGUUGAUGGCGAUUUAAUUCCUAAUCAAAUUGACCCAAAUAUUAUUGUCACACGAUCAAUUGCUAAAAAAAUGCCUCAAAUUUACCAAAAGAUUUCAUGCUAUGUUAAGAUUUUAAAAUUGUUUAUUUCUGAGUUAUCAUUUCAAAAUCAACAACCAAAUCCUAGUGAUUAUGUUGUUUCAAAAGUUGGAGAAAAUGAUAAUGAAGAAGGAUGGGAAGAUCUUGAGGAUCUUGGUGCACCUACAUUUGAGAAAUUAACGUCAUAUAUUGAUGCAAUUGACGAUGCUGAUGAAGAGGAUGAGGAAAAAGGUAAUUUAGCGAUUAACCAAGAUAACAAACAAAUUUUAAUUGAAUUUUUCAAAGAAUGUGCUCAAAAGAGUGAGGUUACAAAUUUCCGAAAGUACUAUGAUGUUUUAAGUGACGAAGAGAAAAAAAUUUUAUGUGACAAUAUAAUUUUUUGA